AUGCCGCAAAUAUUUAUUGCCGAUUUAGACAUUGCCAGACAUGUAUUCAAUGGACCGGAUGUUGCCGGCAGACCAAAAACUUAUCUCGCCAGCACCUUUUCAAUAGAUAAUGUACAGCCAGUUGCAUUAUCCGAUUUCAAUAAUUCAUGGAAACAACGUAGAAGUAUUGAACAUAUGUGUACAGUAUACACUUCCGAUGACUUGAUAUUCAAAAAAAUCAAGUAUUUGUUACGAGAUUUUAGCGUUGAUUCGGGUAAUCGUGUAUUUUUAUGGCAAAUUUGUCCAUUAGUCCAAUGGAUUGACUAUAGAUUAGUUAGAAAACAUAAUCAACUGUUUGCCGAAUGUCGGUCAUUGAUUACCGACCAACUGGUCGAUCGCUAUGCUAAUGGUGGCGACUAUAGUAACGAUAGUAUUAAUUUUCUUAACAAUAAUGAUGACGAUUAUGAUGAUGCUAACCACGACGAUAUAAUUUGCGAUACACUGAUCAGGGAGUAUAGUAAGGGCAGACAUCGGCGGUCAAUAGUCAAGACAUCGACGACAACUGAAUUUCAAGCAAAUACCGAUUCACUGAUACAGUCGUCGAUGUUUAGUCUGAUAGUCGGCGGAGUCAACUCAUCGCAACUGGUCUUUCAAUGGCUGCUACUAUUGUUAGCCUAUUAUCCCGUUAGUCAACAAAGAUUACGAUCGGAAAUUAGCCGCGAAAUUGGCGACCGUUUGGCCAGACAUCCAGAUAGACAUCGGUGUCAUUAUGUAAUGGCAUUUAUAGCCGAAACGUUGAGAUUUCGAAAUCCGGCCACUUUUGGUGCACCACAUAAAACUGUCCGUAAAACAAAAAUCGAUAAAUGGACAGUACCCAGUGGUUCGGUAGUUAAUUUUUUUCAAACAUAUGUAUUACUUGAUGACAAACAUUUUCCAAACGGCUCGGAUUUUAUACCCGACCGUUUUCUGGACAGUGAUGGCCAUUAUCUAACAAAUCCAUCGCAUCCGUCAUUCAUACCCUUUGGUGUGGGACGUCGUCAAUGUUUGGGCAUCAAGUAUGCCAUCGCCGAAAUGUUUUUAGUUUUGUCAUAA
Molecule: messenger RNA, 1071 nt
Organism: Oppia nitens
Lineage: Eukaryota; Metazoa; Arthropoda; Arachnida; Sarcoptiformes; Oppiidae
Product: steroid 17-alpha-hydroxylase/17,20 lyase-like
Exons: 5
Coding region: 1-1071 (356 amino acids)
Molecular function (GO): heme binding; oxidoreductase activity, acting on paired donors, with incorporation or reduction of molecular oxygen; iron ion binding
Source: RefSeq, a predicted model, not a curated record